Molecule: messenger RNA, 1480 nt
Organism: Carassius gibelio (silver crucian carp)
Lineage: Eukaryota; Metazoa; Chordata; Actinopteri; Cypriniformes; Cyprinidae
Product: E3 SUMO-protein ligase KIAA1586-like
Exons: 2
Coding region: 231-1424 (397 amino acids)
Source: RefSeq, a predicted model, not a curated record
UAGAUGAAAGCACUGCAUUUGGGAGAAGCUACCUCAUCCUAUACCUCAGAGGAGAUGUGACAGGAGAAGGUGAGACAGAAAACAUUUUUUUGGAUUUGAUUUAGCUGGAGGAAGGAACAACUGCUGAUGCCAUAUACAAAGCUCUCAAAAAGAGUCUCCUGGAAGCUGACCUGGAUGAUGCAUACCUCAAGUCUCAUCUGAUUUGCAUAACAACAGAUGGGGCAUCUGUGAUGACUGGAAGACAGAGUGGUCUUAUCACAAGGCUGAAAAAAGACUAUCCUUUGCUGGAGAGUAUCCACUGUCUUGCUCACAGGCUUGAAUUAUCAGUAAGUGAUGCACUUAAGUCAGUCACAGGUUGCAAUCACUUUGAGAUAUUUAUUUCAAAGCUGUAUACACUGUACCAUCAAUCCCCAAAGAAUGCCAGACAACAUUCAGAGGCAGCUUCUCAAGUUAACAUCUGCCCACUUAAGAUUGGUCACAUUUUUACCAUCCGCUGGGUAGCAAGUAGUUUUGUGACUUUACAAGCUGUUUGGAGAGACUUCCCUGCUCUGGUUGCACAAAUGAAAAAAAGAGCUGAAGAUGGAUCUCGCUCUGAUAUAGAAAGAAAAAAAUUCAGUGGCUUUCUGAAUCGCCUCACAUGCACUGGCUUUGUUAAUGACCUGGCAACCAUUAAAGAUGUGCUACGUGAACUUCACAGUCUGUCCCUAAAACUUCAGAACAGAAGCACUUCUCUUAUGGAGGCCACACGAGAAAUAAAGAUGACAAUUGAGGUGUUGAAGGCUUUCAAGAUCACCCCAGGGAAGUCAAUGGAGAAAGCAGCGGAAGCUGUUCAAGUAGGAGAAUUCAAACAAGUGCCCUUACGUUCAAGCAAGGAAAAUGUAAAUAGAUUCCUAUUCCUCCAAGCCAUCAUCGACAGUCUCUCUUCACGAAUGCCUGACACAAAUCUUAGAAAGAUUAUAACACCACUGGAUCCCCUAAACUGGCCAAAAUCCAGGGAGUCUCUUAAUCUUUUUGGGGAGAAAGAGAUCCACGACCUGGCAAAGAUGCUUGAAGUACCAAGUAGGGAGGCAGUUGAGGACUUCAGAAAUUGGAAGCUCAACAAUGAUCAGAAUGGGAAGGUCCUCAAAAAGUUGUUGACUGCUAGCAAAACAUACCUGGCAAGUUCUUCUGAAUGUGAAAGAGGCUUCUCUGUCCUCAAUGCCACUGCCACAGAUGCAAGGAAUCGCCUUCAAGUCAGGAGCCUCUCUGCAGUACUUUUCAUUGACAUUAAUGGCCCCCCUCUCAAGAUGUUUGACGCUUACCCGUACAUUCAGUCUUGGCUUAGGGAGAAACAUUGUCUGUCAACUGGCAGUAAAACAGGGAGACGAGACAAAUCUGCUGAGAAAAUCAGGCCACUGUGGGUUGUUCUAAACACCAGUGAAUGAAGCAAUGCUGGCACUUUCUUUAAAAGUAAUGUUGUGCUUACCAUUGUUUUUGCUUA